Molecule: messenger RNA, 378 nt
Organism: Hemicordylus capensis (graceful crag lizard)
Lineage: Eukaryota; Metazoa; Chordata; Lepidosauria; Squamata; Cordylidae
Product: glutamine amidotransferase-like class 1 domain-containing protein 3, mitochondrial
Exons: 2
Coding region: 28-378 (116 amino acids)
Source: RefSeq, a predicted model, not a curated record
AAGAUAUUUGCGCCAAAUUUAGAGCAGAUGCAUGCUGUAGAUCAUUUGAAAGGCAAUCCAAAUGAAGAAAAGAGAAAUGUUUUAGUUGAGAGUGCCAGGCUUGCACGAGGGAACAUCCAGGAUUUGGCAGAAUUGAAAAUUAGUGAAUUAGAUGCAAUGAUUUUUCCUGGGGGCUUUGGUGUUGCUAAGAACUUGUGUUCCUGGGCUGUGGAGGGGAAGAACUGCACUGUCAAUGGACUGGUGAAGUCUACUCUUGAGGCUUUCCACAGUGCAAAGAAGCCCGUUGGCUUGUGCUGUAUCUCCCCUGUGCUGGCAGGAAAAGUCUUUCCAGGCUGUGAAGUCACUGUUGGCCACAACAAAAAUAUAGAUGGAAGGUAA